AUGCCUACUCGUAAAUUGAGUCGUAAUGGGCCUGAAGUAUCAGCGGUUGGCUUUGGUGCAAUGGGUCUGUCAGCAUUUUAUGGUAGCGUUGCUUCUGACGAAGAACGAUUCAAGGUUCUCGAUCGAGUAAUCGAGCUCGGUAUUAUAUACAUCGACAGUUCCGAUAUCUAUGGUGAUAGCGAAGAUUUAAUUGGGAAAUAUUUCAAGAAAUAUCCGCAUCAACGUCAAAAGGUAUUGAUUGCUACCAAGUUCGGUCUCGCACCUUCUUCGGAUAAAAGCCGCUCUGUGCGAGGAGAUCGUGAAUUUAUUCGUCAGUCAUGUGCAAACAGUCUUCAGCGUCUCGGUAUCGACUCGAUCGAUCUGUAUUAUGCUCAUCGAAUCGACAAAACUACUCCAAUUGAAGAAACUAUGGCUGCAUUGAAAGAGCUUGUCAACGAAGGCAAGAUCAAAUACGUCGGAUUGUGUGAAUGUUCUAGUAAUACUAUACGGCGUGCUCAUGCUGUUUAUCCACUGUCGGCCGUACAAAUCGAAUAUUCCCCGUUCAGCUUGGAAAUCGAACAUGAAGAUAUUGCUGUACUGAAAACAUGUCGAGAACUUGGUAUAACAAUUUUCUGUUAUUCACCAUUAGGUCGUGGCAUACUUACCGGUCAAAUAAAAAGUCCAGAUGAUUUCGACGAUGGUGAUUUUCGUAAGCGUUGUCCACGUUUUUCAAAAGAAAACUUUCCUAAGAAUCUACAGUUAGUCGAAACACUCUCGGUCCUGGCGAAGAAAAAGGGUUGCACUACCGGUCAAAUAACAUUAGCAUGGAUUCUUGCACAAGGUAAUGAUUUCAUCCCAAUACCAGGCACAACAAAAAUCAAAAAUUUGGAAGAGAAUGCGGCAGCAGCACUGAUCAACUUAAGUAACGAAGAAGAAAGAGAAAUUCGAAAUGCCUGCGAAAAAGCCGAUGUGGCAGGGGAACGGUAUGCGGAUGGACUAGAUGGAAGU
Molecule: messenger RNA, 987 nt
Organism: Rotaria sp. Silwood2
Lineage: Eukaryota; Metazoa; Rotifera; Eurotatoria; Philodinida; Philodinidae
Source: the annotation of a GenBank genome assembly